Messenger RNA from Boleophthalmus pectinirostris (great blue-spotted mudskipper), 949 nucleotides. It is a transcript of the gene msantd1, whose product is annotated as Myb/SANT-like DNA-binding domain containing 1. Gene Ontology annotation, biological process: positive regulation of DNA-templated transcription. The record is from RefSeq and is a predicted model, not a curated record. The transcript is spliced from 3 exons. Gene Ontology annotation, cellular component: nuclear body. NCBI's taxonomy places the organism in Eukaryota, Metazoa, Chordata, Actinopteri, Gobiiformes, Gobiidae. Bases 74 to 949 code for a protein of 291 amino acids.
UCUGACUGCAGACAGCAAGGCAGCUCUCAAUGCAGUAAAAGGCUUUCAAAUCCAGCCGGUUAAGAUUGAAGGCAUGCAAGCAGCACAGCCUGUACAGCAGCCAAAGAUAAGCCUCGCAAACAUGGCUGCAGCAGAGGACAGCUUCAGCUACUUAAUGCCAGGAAGCAGUGAGAAGCACAGGAGGGCCCCCAACUGGACUGAUGGAGAAAUGAAGGCACUCCUGUUCGUGUGGGAGGAAUUCCACCAUGAACUCAAGAGCAGCAAGAGAAACGCCAAGGUCUACGAGAAGAUGUCUCAGAGGUUCUUCCAGCUGACAGGAGAGCAGCGCUUCAAAGAGGAGAUCAAGAUGAAAAUCACUAAUAUGUCUUUCCAAUACAGGAGGCUAAAAGCAACACAAGCUGACAACGGAGAGGUACCAGACUGGCCCUACUACAAGACCAUAGAGAAGAUUCUUAAUAAACCAGUAGAAAAUGGCAGAAUAAACAAUAUGGAUUUCAGCGCAGCUAUGGCAGGGCCCUCCACGUCUUCCCCCAGCGACCCACAGGUGCUCCACACAGAGGACGGCAUUGUGGAGUUUCUGCCCGAAUACACUGGCUCCUCAGACGAGAUGGAGAUCAAACAAGAGCUGGACUCUCUCAGCUCAGACAGCGAGCUCAUACAAGCUUCCAGCUUACAAUCUUCGGGUAAAAAACGCCUGACAGACAAAAAGCAGCUCCAGUUGAAGAGGAAGAAAGUGCGGCUGAUGCAGUGCAUGCUUCAGGAACAGAGGAGGUCCAGCCGUGCUCUGGAGGAGAUGUGCAGAGAGGUGCGGAGAGCUCUGCACCAACAGAACCUGGUCCAAGUACAGUGUCUCCAGAUGCAAGAACGUAUGAUGAACCUCAUGGAGAGAUUGAUCCAGCUCCCGUCUGUCCCGUCACAACCCAGGCACCACGAUCCUGCAAACCACUGA